AUGGCUGAUGAGCCCAUUCAAUACGGCCGGGUGAAAAUUCCCCAGGGCUUUCCCAAGGAAGAGGAUUACGAUCCACCGCCUGCUCCUUCACCCUAUUUCGACCUGUGGUUGCUCCCAGACCCCCCGGACGAUGCAUGCGUUUGUUUCAACCGUGCAUGGACUGCCUUUGAAAAUGAGCGCGCGUUGUCCAGAGGCGUCUUGGGGACUCUUGCAAAACACCAUUUUUGGGGCAUCGACUGGCACCGUACCUACAAAAUGAAAAAGAGUGUCAUUUUAAAGGGCCUUUGGAAGCUUUUCUACUAUAUGCCUAAACGUAACCGACCUCAGACCUUGGGUGAGCUGGUUGAUCUUGAUCGGGAUGCUGGCCCUCGACUCUUAGGAUAUGAACCACGCGAAGCAGACCCUCAAAACUUGCAAAACGCAUCGAACCACGGGCUAGGUAGCCAUUUUGAUGAUGGAACAACAACUGCCGGGAAGCUUUCCGCCAGGACUAUAGUUCCACCCCAGCCUGUCAGUAUCCAACACCCCCGUAUGCCUCCUGCGAUGCAAGAUCGUGCUAGUUACGACCCGCCAUUCACUAUGCCGGAGGAUGCAAAGGGACUUAACUUACGUCCAAGUCAUGUUCGGCAAUUUCUCUUCCCGCUAUACAGGAUAAUGCUUCCCAAAGAGCCCUGGACUCCCUUGGACCCUGUGGAUGCACCCGAGGUAAAGCGUGAACCUCCAACACGACGAGAUAAGCUGAUCCUACGAAGACAACAAGCCUCAGAGCUUAAUGAAUCCGAGAUCCCCAGACUUAGUGAUGGAAAUCCUCCUUCUAGUGAUUACCCUCCACUUCCCAGGCCAAAUUACGCCACCGAGAAGAAGGUCAAUGAAGCGAUCGUGGAAUCCUUGAUGAAGCUCACUUACCAUGAGCUUCAAAGGCAUGACACUGCACCAGCGCGUGGAAUGGCACCAUAUUUCCUUGCAGAAAACCCCACGGAUUUGGAUAUCAUCCAGGUUUGUAUGGGGACCAGAGUUUUUGAGGUGAACAUUGACCUCAAUAGCCUUGAGAUCAGCCCCCUAGGGAAGUUAUGCCAAUAUCAAGGCAGAGGCCCGGUGGGAUCUGUCGCUACUGCGUCCAUUGACACCAUCAUUGUUAUGGGAAUGUUGACCGAAGCCGGCUGCACUGCCAUCGAUCGUUAUGUGGGGAGACAUGAGCUCUUCGAUGAUGUCGAGAUGGCCUACAUUGAGGUGACUAAUAUGAACUGGGACUGCAUGGAUGCUGAACUGUCCGCGGAGCUUCGUGAUUCCUUCUUCCGAAAGCUACACACUAACUAUCCUUCCUUUGCAAUGGGGCAAACUAUCCCCCCUUGGGCGGUAUGGGCGAAGCUAACGAGAAACUUUGCGCAAUUUCAAUACACAUUUCAAGACCGCUCUCAUUACUGUGGGUGCGAAAACAAGACCUGCGAGGAUAGCCCUGUCACGAUUGGCAACUGCCUUUUGCCCCCUUUUAAACCAGAGGACCGCGAUGGAGUCACUCCAGGCGCUCUGGUCAGCCGGAAACUAAGGAGUCGAGCAUAA
Penicillium cosmopolitanum is the source of this 1560-nucleotide messenger RNA. RefSeq lists its product as uncharacterized. The transcript has a single exon. NCBI's taxonomy places the organism in Eukaryota, Fungi, Ascomycota, Eurotiomycetes, Eurotiales, Aspergillaceae. The record is from RefSeq and is a predicted model, not a curated record. The coding region runs from base 1 to 1560 and encodes 519 amino acids.